Molecule: messenger RNA, 478 nt
Organism: Chrysemys picta bellii (western painted turtle)
Lineage: Eukaryota; Metazoa; Chordata; Testudines; Emydidae
Source: RefSeq, a predicted model, not a curated record
AUGCGGGGGUGUCUGGGUUCCCCACUGGCCGUGUUGCUGCUGGCGCUACCCCUGCUGGAGGGGUCCAGCCGUAUCCUGGGAGGGCAGGAUGCCCAGGAGAGUCAAUGGCCCUGGCCUGUCAGCGUGCAAGUAAAUGGCAGCCACGUCUGUGGAGGAUCCCUGGUCUCAGCCCAGUGGGUGGUGUCAGCUGCUCACUGCUUCGAUCUCUCUGUGCCCUAUUCCCAGUACCGUCUGGUGCUGGGGGCGCACCAGCUCCUCAACCGCUCCCCGAAUCAGGUCCUGGCCGAGGUGCAGAAGAUCAUCCCCCACCCCAGUUACAAUAGCAAGAGCUCCGUUGCUGACAUCGCCUUGGUGAGGCUGAAGGAGCCGGUGGCAACCACGAAGUUCAUCUGGCCCAUCUCACUGCCUGGGGCCUCCCGUCAGUUCCCCGUGGGGAAGAUGUGUUCGGUCACCGGUUGGGGUGACGUUGGAGCGCACA